ACAUUUCCAUAGACAUACUGAUCAGUACAAAGAGAUGUACUUUUACAAAUUAUCUUAUCAUAUAUAUUAUUCAGUGCUUCUAAGUUUUAGUGGAAAUUUAUAUUAAGUGGAUUAGUUUUUGAAUUCAUAAAUUUUUGAGAGAAGAUGUCAAUAAAUUAUUAACAGUGAUAGUUUUUUUUUUCGAAAAUGACAAAAAUGCUGAAACAAAGUUCUAUAAUAAUUGUUUUUAUUUUUUUGUACACAUUUUUGGUAAAUGGAGUUAUUUCUUUGCCAGUUGUUGAAAAAUCGAUAAAUACAAAUGACGAAACUACAUUCAAGCAAAAUGAAAUUUCCCAAACAAACAAUCAAGUUAGAAAUAAUUCAUUCGUUGAAGAAAUAAGAGAAGCCGUCUAUUUCCCCCCAUCAAAUGGAACUCUAAUGCAUCGUAUAUCAAUGCGAGUAAAAAACGAUGAGAACAAUUCGAAAAAUUGUGUAUUCAGAGUAUUUAGAGAUAAUUGCACUGAGACGUCCGAUAAACCAAUAAUAACAUUCGACUGUGAUGAAUUGAAGCGCAAAAAAAGAGACACCUCAGAACCGAAGAAAUUAAAUCCAAAUGAUGCUAAUGCCCAAAAAUACGCCACAAUAGGAGUUGAAAAAUAUGCCCACACAAUGUCACAUUCGAGUGGUUCAACUUUGGAUAAGGUGCUGGAUGGCUACACAUAUCAACCGGGACAGAGUCUUCUUUAUAAAAUCAGAAUACUAAUGAACAAUUGUGAUGGUAAAAAGAUGGACGAUUGCAAAAAGGCGGAAUGUAUUGUUUACGUCUGGCAGGAGAGAAUUGUUGAUGAACCUGUGAGUAUUGAGUGUUAUUCAAUUAGAACAAAAAGAAGUGAAGAUUUAGUCAGUCUAGGCCUGGACAAUCCGGAAAUAAGGAAAUAUGUCGAUUUGGCAGUCGAAAGACACGUGUCCCCUUUAUCAGCAGCGAAGGAUAAGAACUCAGUUCUGUUGGAAUUUGACGAAGCUAUUGCAUAUCCGCCAAGUGGGAGUCUCCGAUACAAGAUCAAACUGAGAAUAGGGAACGACAACUGUACAAAGGGUCAGAAGCACCAGGACUGUAGAUACGAUUCCACUUUUGGUUCCGAUGAUUGUGUAAUCAAUGUCUACAGAGAGGGAAACAAGGAGUGGGUCAGAACCAGAUGCUCUAGAAUCGGGAGAAGGAAACGUGAAGCACUAACUAUGGAAGACGGGGAUAUUAAGAAGUACGUGGAUAAUUUUAUGAAGACCCAUGAUUCCAGAGGAGGAAAACAUAGGAAACUGAUUCUCCAGGAGUUCAAGGAAGCCAGUUCUUAUCCUCCUCCCAGCGAGGUUCAGUAUAAGAUAAAAUUACGAAUUGGGACAUCUAAUUGCAGCAAAGAAGAAGAGGAGAAUUGUGUCAUCGACUACGAUGUUGGACACGAGGAUUGCGAACUUAAUGUCUAUAGAGGAAGCACUGAGGAACCUGCGGUACAAACUAUGUGCUCCAGUGUUCUUCGUAGAAAACGAGAAGUUGAGGAUGCUCCCAAAAAGUUAGAACUUGAAGAUCCGGAAAUUAAGCAGUACGUCGAAAAUUUACUCAAAAGUCAUGUUUCUCCGGUGGAAAGCGCCAAAGACAGAAAGAUAAUCCUCAUGAAAUUUAAAGAAGCCAGUUCUUAUCCACCUCUUAGCGAGGUUCAGUACAACAUAAAAUUACGAAUUGGGGCAUCAAAUUGCACCAAGGGAAGCGAAGAAGUGAAUUGUGUUAUCGACCACGAUGUUGGACACGAGGAUUGCGAACUUAAUAUCUACAGGGGUAGUGACAAGGAACCUGCGAUACAAACCGUCUGCUCCAGUAUUCUCCGUAGGAAACGAGAAGUUGAGCAUGUUUCCAGAAAGUUAGGAUAUCCUUCUGUUACUUAUGGGAUUUUUUAGUGUCACCAUACCCCUUGCCGGAUCAAGAUGAAUCUUAGGUCAUCUUUUUGCAUUUCUACUACUCUGUCCGAAUAUAUUUAAACAAAGAAAUUAUUUUCCAUUCUGACUUAUUUGUCAUAUAGUCAUCUUUCUAUUGCUCGAUAAUGCUUAUCUUUGCUUUUAAAGUGACAAACUAAAUAGCUUUCCUAUGUUAAUUGUUUUAUUUUUAGUGACACUUUCAAUUGACGUCAUUUCUAAAAGUUCCUCUUCGGAUAGUUUUGAGGACCUUUAAAUCUUGAUAUUCAUUUUGAAUUCCUAUGCUAGAAAUAUUGAUGAAGGAGAGAAGGGCAGGGAUAUAAGUGUAUAUAAAUAAAUAAAUAUUACUUAUAAAUUUUUA
Molecule: messenger RNA, 2302 nt
Organism: Leptopilina heterotoma
Lineage: Eukaryota; Metazoa; Arthropoda; Insecta; Hymenoptera; Figitidae
Exons: 2
Coding region: 187-1926 (579 amino acids)
Source: RefSeq, a predicted model, not a curated record